AUUAUACGCAUUUUCCCUGUCCGUUAUGCUUUAGGGGUACUGCGCUUCUUGUCCCAGACAGCAGACGGGAAAGCUGCGUUUGUUGACGAUUUGAAUUUUCCAGUGCUGCUAUCUAGUGAUCAGUACCCCUAUCGCACUACAAAGGGACUCAUUGAAAGGCCUUAAUAGGAAUAGACGCAGCAGCAUUCCAUACAGACGCUGCUGCGGCAAAGGGCGCCAAAAGCAGCAGGAGUGCACAGGAGCGCCGUUCGGGCGCACUGCGCGGAGCGAAUGGGGACCAGCAGGCCAUGCUUGCUGGUAUUUUCCAUAGCGGCUGUGCUGUUCACUUCUUUGGUUCAGCACGGAGCUACACAAGCGGAUGCGCCAUCUCCACCAUUUGACCCCAACGACCCUGACGCUCAGUACCUGUUUGGCUUUCCAUUUUGUCGAUGCACGGACUAUCGCUGCGCGACAUCGCCAUAUAAGAUGUCAGUCGCCUCCCAGGAGACAUUGACAAAUGGCAACUUGAGGGUCUGCUUCCAGUUCCAGGAUGUUGGCUGCCCAGCUGGGAACACCUGCUGUGCCAGCCUGCUAAAUAACAUGGAUAAAGUGGAGUUUGUGGCAGAUAAGAUCUGCAACAAGAGUAUCACCGCCUCGACUUUCGGCGGGGUCACGAAGAUGGGUUCAACCUUCUUCGAUACGGAUUACACCGUUGGCAAGAUCCGCAUUACCAACCUCAACGCCACCCGGAGCAUGGUCCAGACCAGCCAGCUCUGCCUAAACCUCAAGCCUCCUUGCAACAACUUUGAUGUGUUCUUCAUGUCAGCGAAGCUUGGAGCGUCGGGAGUCUUCCAGUAUGCCGAGUUCAACCCGAAGCACGAUUGCUGCCCCACCUGUAUGGUGACUCCCCCACCGCCGCCGCCGUUGAAGCCUGCAGUGAGGCACCCGCCAUCACCUUCCGCGCCGCCUUCCCCGCCCCAGCCGCCUUCACCCUCGCCUCCACCUCCCUCUCCUCCCCCGCCACCACCGCCUCCUCCGCCGCCACCGCC
Astrephomene gubernaculifera is the source of this 1028-nucleotide messenger RNA. The record is from the annotation of a GenBank genome assembly. Lineage: Eukaryota; Viridiplantae; Chlorophyta; Chlorophyceae; Chlamydomonadales; Astrephomenaceae.